Molecule: messenger RNA, 805 nt
Organism: Temnothorax curvispinosus
Lineage: Eukaryota; Metazoa; Arthropoda; Insecta; Hymenoptera; Formicidae
Exons: 4
Coding region: 81-782 (233 amino acids)
Molecular function (GO): sequence-specific DNA binding
Source: RefSeq, a predicted model, not a curated record
ACUCGUAAACCACGCCCCUUUUCAAGGUGAUUGUCAGAUUGUCACCGAAAUACACAGGGUGGGCAACUGUGAGAAACAAAAUGUUUAGCGUUGAAAGUUUGGGACUACUUGUACUAGUAGCGUCUAUCUUGCACGUGAAUCGCGGUGUGUAUCUAUCUCGUACUCCUCUGUCGUCGUCUGUCUCUUUCAGCUUGGAGAACGCAAAAAUGGUGUGGUGUAUUGUAAAAAAUUGUAAAAACACCAAUACAACGUGUACUCCGGAGAAAGUCAGUUUCCACAAAAUACCGGAAAACCAAAUCAUGCGUGAAGGAUGGUACAAAAAUAUCGGAGAAGUUGUCCUUCCUUCCAAUACGGUGAACGCAAGAAUUUGUUCAAUGCACUUUACGCCAGAGUCAUUUGUUCAGCCGAAGAGGAAGAGAGCUGCGGCAGAAAAGAUUUCAAAAAGGCGGAGUCUUUUGCCAUCCGCUGUACCUACAUUGUAUCUACUGCCAUUAAAUGAACAAGCAUCUCGUGAAGAAGAUAAUAUGAAUGUGAUCAGGCGGGAGUUUCAUUUGGUUUGCCCAUCCACGAGCACUAAUAUUCCGAUACGAUCUUCGACCCCAGUACCAUCCCCCGCAGAAGUCACUGAGCACUUACAAGAUUUAGAUCUGUUGAUGAUGGACUCAACGAGUUGCCAUGAAACAUUAACAUCAGUAUCUACUAGGUAUGUAUUAAGAUACAAGUGUAUACCACAUUUUGAGGAUAUAUCUUGUAUUCAAGUUAUUUUUUUCCACAAUAAGUAAUGUAAUUCCUACAGUUGUGUAAU